Molecule: messenger RNA, 4381 nt
Organism: Pseudomyrmex gracilis
Lineage: Eukaryota; Metazoa; Arthropoda; Insecta; Hymenoptera; Formicidae
Gene: Ir25a
Product: ionotropic receptor 25a
Exons: 6
Coding region: 2-2815 (937 amino acids)
Biological process (GO): modulation of chemical synaptic transmission; monoatomic ion transport; synaptic transmission, glutamatergic
Cellular component (GO): postsynaptic membrane; plasma membrane
Molecular function (GO): transmitter-gated monoatomic ion channel activity involved in regulation of postsynaptic membrane potential; glutamate-gated receptor activity
Source: RefSeq, a predicted model, not a curated record
CAUGCUAUUUGGCAAUCGUGUCGCCAAGGUUUGUACGUUGUACGUUGUAUCAACGAUCUUAAUGACCCAUGCGGCAGAGACCACAUCAACCACGAGCGAUAAACAGAAGCCAACGCAAUCGAGACCGGUGAAUCUCUUUAUUAUUAAUGAUCUGAACAACGAGAUGGCCAACGUGAGCGUGACCGCCGCCCUGAAGACCUUGAGGGAGAAGUAUCCGGAUUACUUGGGCAAUGUGUGGUCCGUGCAGAUCAACGAAACUGAUUCCAGCGACAGUCUCGAGAAAAUAUGCAACACCUGGACCUCAGCUAUCGGACGAGGCGGCGCAUCCGUUCCGGAUCUCGUCUUGGAUGUGACAACGUUCGGUCUUGGAUCCGAGGUCUCGGGUUCGUUCACCGCGGCUGUGGGAAUCCCGACCUUGUCCGCCCAGUUCGGUCAAGAGGGUGACAUUCGGUACUGGAGAGAUCUGAAUCUCGAUCAAAUGAAUUAUCUGAUCCAAAUUAUGCAACCGAGCGAUCUUGUGCCUGAAGCUGUUCGGCAACUGGCGAUCCAGAUGAACAUGACCAACGCCGGCAUUUUCUUCGACAGUAACUUCGUCAUGAAUCACAAGUACAAGAGUCUGUUGUUGAAUGUGCCAACCAGACAUGUGAUAAAUCUGCUGCGGAACUCGAGCGAGGAAAUACGAGCUCAGCUGAUAAGUCUACGAGAUCUGGAUGUGGUUAAUUACUUUAUCCUGGGCGACAAGGAUUCCAUUUGCAAGAUAAUAGAUGCCGGCGAGGAGUUGGCUUUCACCGGAAGGAAGUACGGCUGGUUUCUUCUGACCCUGGAGGACGGAUUGUGGCCGGACUGUCCGUGCGAGAACAUCUCCGUGUUGUUUCUAAAGCCGCAACCACCGAUACCGGGCAAUCAAAGCCAACCGGAGCCCGUCGUGAGAACGAGGCUACCGAAACCGCUCAUCUCGUCCGCUUUCUAUUACGAUCUGACUCUGUUGGGCGUGAGCGCGAUGAAGUUGGCGCUAGACAACGGCGACUGGCCCCUGGAACCGAAUUUUUUCAGUUGCGACAGCUACAACGGCACGAACACACCGACGAGAGGUCUGGAUUUUCUAAACAAACUAAUGGAAGCCACAAGAAACAUGACGCCGACGUACGCCGGUUUCAACUGGGGCACGAAAAACGGGGAGCACUGCGCGGACUUCAAGAUGUCCGUGUACUUGGUGAACAUCGAGCGACAAAAAAUCACGUCGAAAACGGAGAGCGGGGAAUGGCAGGCCGGCAUCUCCGUGCCUUUGCAGAUCACCAACGAGAUCAUCAUGAACAGCAGUGCGAUAACGAGCUACAGAGUGGUCGCCGUGCAGCACCCGCCCUUCAUAAUGUACGAUAACACCACCGAUCAGUGGUACGGUUUCUGCAUCGAUCUCCUGAACGCGAUCUGCGAGACCGUGCCGUUUGAGUACGAGGUGCGCGAGGUAGACGAGUACGGGUCGCUGAACGAAAACGGCAGUUGGAACGGAAUGAUCAAGGAGCUGAUAGACAAACGCGCUGAUAUCGCCUUGAGCUCGCUCUGGGUCAUGGCGGAGCGGGAGAAAGUCAUCGACUUCACGGUGCCCUAUUACGAUCUAGUUGGCCUGACGAUCAUGAUGCAGAAAACGAAGACGUCGACGUCGCUAUUCAAGUUUCUCACGGUGCUCGAGAACAAUGUCUGGCUUUGCAUACUGGCCGCGUAUUUCUUCACCAGCUUCCUCAUGUGGGUGUUCGACCGCUGGUCACCGUACAGCUACCAGAACAAUCGGGAGAAGUACAAGGACGACGACGAGAAGAGGGAGUUCAAUCUCCGAGAAUGCUUUUGGUUCUGCAUGACCUCACUGACUCCUCAGGGUGGCGGCGAAGCGCCGAAGAACUUAUCCGGAAGACUCGUGGCUGCCACAUGGUGGCUCUUCGGCUUCAUCAUCAUCGCGUCGUACACGGCCAAUUUGGCGGCCUUUCUCACGGUGUCUAGAUUAGAAAUAUCCAUCGAGACCUUAGAGGAUCUGAGCAAACAGUACAAGAUACAAUACGCGCCUAUACUGAACUCGCCGGCAUACACGUACUUCCAGAGAAUGGCAGACAUCGAAGGACGAUUCUACGAAAUUUGGAAGGAUAUGAGCUUGAACGAUAGCUUGUCGGACGUAGAAAGAGCGAAAUUGGCCGUUUGGGAUUACCCCGUUAGCGACAAAUACACGAAGAUGUUUCAGGCUAUGAAAGAGGCUGGUUUUCCAGCCGACAUGGACGAGGCGCUAAAGCGAAUUCGACGUCAGGGUCAAUAUUCGAGUAAUGAGUUCGCUUUUAUCGGAGACGCCUCGACCAUCAAGUAUUACACUAUGAAGAAUUGCGAUCUGACUCAAGUCGGGGAAGAAUUUUCGAGAAAACCGUACGCUAUCGCCGUACAGCAAGGCUCGCCGCUUAAAGAUCAAUUUAAUAACGCGAUCCUCAUACUGUUGAACAAAAGAAGACUGGAAAAGCUGAAAGACAAAUGGUGGAAGUAUAAUCCGGAGAAGAAAGACUGCGAAUCGGAAAGCAGUCAGAGCGACGGUAUCAGCAUUCACAACAUAGGCGGUGUGUUCCUCGUGAUUUUCGUGGGCAUUAUCUUCGCUUGCUUCACGCUGGCCUUCGAAUACUGGUACUAUCGGCAUCGCGCAAAAGUAAACGAAUUGCACAAAUCUACAUCUGGCAAACCGAAAUUUCCCAAAUCGAUCAAGUCGAUCAAGUCGAUCAAGUUUAAUUUACAUCCCGCCCCGACUCGUGCGUUUCAAACGUCGCAAUUUGGAUCGAGAUUCUAGGUUUCACCGGCUUUAUAUGUAUCUGCAGAAUAUACAUGUAGAGAGUACGAGUGCAGCGUUAUCGCACAAAAAAAUGGAAGUUUGUGUCUGGAAUAAAUGUUUUUUUUUUCUUCUAUAUCAGUCUAUAUUAAAAUACUUCGUAAAUUUUUGCGAUCACAAGAGUGAUCGUUGCAAAAAUUGACACGAUUUUAGAGCGUACUUUUCUGUUCUACGUGUUUCUUUAAGGUCUAAGUUGAUCCGUGACAAAAUAAAGUACAAUUUAUACUAUUUAUGUAUAUUGUUAGGAGAGGGAUAAAUAAAUUUUCACGCCCACUUUUCAUAAUUGCAAUGCCUUUAUUUAUCGUUUCCACCAUACAUUAGUCGCGCAAAGAUAACCUAAUCGCUCUUUUUAAUUUUCUUUUACAUUGCAUUGCACGUUCAGUCGCGUCAGUUUCCAAAUACAAAUGUUGUUCACGAGUGAUACAAUUUGUUCGACGCGUAACAUCUUUCAACAUUUACUUCAACAUUCGUUUCCAAAAAGGCAUCUGCAUUCUAGUAACAUUUUUCUUGUAUCUCUUGCGCAUCCUUCGCAAGAAGCGUGUUCUCAAGUUACACGGUUUUUUUGUUUUUUUAUAUGUAUGUUUUUCAGUUAUUCGGUUUCCUUAAGGUGAGCACAAGGAAAGCGUUGGAUACGGGGAGAUUUGGAGAAGGGAUAGGGGCUGGAGAAAGGGGGAGAUUAAUCUUCUAGGCAGUUAAAUUAUAAUUAGAAGGAUACGGUUAAUAUAAUCCAUUAAUUAAUUACAAAAAACAACAAGAAAACAGAACAGCACUUCAAAUGCCCGAUUUCUAGCCGUGCGGCGUUUAAGAUAAGUACUCAAAACUGUAUUCUUUCAUGUAUAAUAAAUCUCCAAUUCCUAAGUCGCACACAUGUAAUUGCUUCUUUUGUUUUUCUUUUUUUUCAUAAUAAUUAAAUAAGUAUGGCCUGCACGUCGGGCGAGAAACAAAAUUGCUUACUACAAUUUUCUAAAAAAAAACUCAGCGCGUACUAAGUUCUUUUCGAAAAUCACAAAGUAAUCAACAACCUACAACUUAAAUCGCGUUGACUACGUGUUUUUUUCUUUAACGUUCUCUCAACGUUAAACGCUGGUGUACACGUAAGGUAUACACUCUCUUUUUCUUCGUCUCGUUCUUUUUAUUCGCAUCAAAGGAUUCACCUAAUUAUCUAAAUGAAGUUAAUAUUCUUGCGUUUCGUUUCAUUACAUGUUGUUCAUUACAAGUAACGAUGGGGUUUACUUGUGUCCUUCUUGGAUACAUGCAUAACAAAUUCCACAUGCCAAGAGGACCCCCAUUUACGCUUCUCUCUUAUACAAUUCUUUGUAUCGCGAAAAAAAAGUAUAGCUAAACCUCCAAACUCCGGUUAUAUAGCUAUUUUUUUUAUUUUUUUUUUAUUUUAGCAGCUUACGUUAUUUUCCGUUCACAAGGUCAACGGACGCAAAGUCCUCAAUGGCUGGCACCCGAAGCUGCUGUGCCUUCUAUCGAAAAAAAGAUAUACGUAUAUAAUUAUUAUAAUUGUGAAAAAAAAAAAAA